UAAGCAGAAGAGAGUGUUCGAGGAGAACACGGGCCACACGGAGCCAGAAUUAAGGCAAGAAUUGUGGACCCUCCUAGAGGGGUAUCGGGAUGCCUGGGAGCAUCCGAAGGCCGCACAAGUGCGCUAUGAGGCCAAGUUCGAGGUCACAGGGAAACCGCACAAGGCCAGGGUCAGGCAUUACGAGCCGGAGAUGCGACGCGAGCUGGAGAGCCAGGUAAAGAGGCGGCUGGAGCUUGGCGUCAUAAGACCGCCCAAAAGCGACUGGGUGGCAGCACCACACUUCGUCAAGAAAAAGACUGGAGAGUGGAGGUGCGCACCAGACUACCGGAAACUGAACGAAUCGAUGGUAUCCGACUCCCACCCACUGCCGAGGAUCUGGGAUCACCUGCGGAGGGCGGCAGGACGUAAAUACUACGUAAUGUUGGACAUGAAUUCGGGCUUCUGGAACGUGCCUAUCGAGAAGGGGU
Molecule: messenger RNA, 467 nt
Organism: Gregarina niphandrodes
Lineage: Eukaryota; Apicomplexa; Conoidasida; Eugregarinorida; Gregarinidae
Product: putative gag-pol polyprotein
Exons: 1
Molecular function (GO): protein binding
Source: RefSeq, a predicted model, not a curated record